Messenger RNA from Meloidogyne enterolobii, 1173 nucleotides. The record is from the annotation of a GenBank genome assembly. NCBI's taxonomy places the organism in Eukaryota, Metazoa, Nematoda, Chromadorea, Rhabditida, Meloidogynidae.
AUGCCUGAACCUCCACCACAAAAACCGCUCUACCCAAAAACUACUUUUUCUAUACCAGAAGUAUAUAAUCCAGAAAGUAAAGCAACAGAAUCGUUCCAGAUAGUCCCAAAACCUUGGAAAUCAAAUCCUUUCAUCCCUCUAAAACGUUGCCGUUUAAUUAAAAACAUUUCUGAAGCUAUUGGAAACACCCCAAUUGUUAAACUUUUUAAAUUACCAAAAAAGUUUGGAAUUGAAGCAGAGAUUUUAGUUAAAUGUGAAUUUUUAAAUGCUGGAGGUUCUGUUAAGGAUAGGAUUGCUAAAAAGAUGAUUGAGAUGGCGGAAGCUGAUGGAAAAUUAAAAGCUGGUUAUAGUACUGUUAUUGAACCGACAUCUGGAAAUACCGGAAUAGGUCUAGCUUUAAUGUGUGCCAUUCGUGGAUACCGCUGCAUUAUUGUAAUGCCCGAAAAGAUGAGUUUAGAAAAAGAAGUUAUUCUUCGCUCUUUGGGGGCAGAAAUUGUUAGAACGCCUACUGAGAAAGGUCAUGCAGAUGCUGAUUCCCAUAUUGGUGUUGCUUUACGUCUUCAAAAAGAAAUACCUGGAGCUAUCAUUCUUGAUCAGUAUCGAAACGAAGGAAAUCCUUUUGCUCAUUAUGAAGGAACAGCAGAAGAGAUUCUUUGGGCAUGUGACGGGAAAUUGGAUGCUUUAGUUAUUGGAACAGGUACAGGAGGUACUUUAAGUGGAGUGGCUAAAAGAGUGAAGGAAGUUGUGCCGGAAUGCAAAAUUAUUGCUGUUGAUCCGGAUGGUUCUAUUCUUGCCAAUCCAGCAUGUAAAGAGACUAAAGCUUAUGAUGUGGAGGGUAUUGGAUAUGAUUUCGUCCCAGCGGUGCUAGACCGUUCUUUAGUUGAUUAUUGGGUAAAAAGCAAAGAUGCGGCUUCUUUCUAUAUUGCUCGUGAACUUAUUAAAGAGGAAGGAAUUUUGUGUGGAGGGUCUGCUGGAUCUAAUGUUUUGGCAGCUAUGGGGAUUGCUAAAAUGCUUGGGCCAACUUGCCGUCGUGUUGUGACUAUUGCUCCAGACAGUAUUAGGAAUUAUAUGUCAAAAUUCUUAGACGAUGAAUGGCUGAAUGCUAAAGGACACAUUUCUACUGAAAACUUUGAUUUGACAGAAAAUUUUGUUAUUGAAAAAGGAUCUAAUUAA